This is a messenger RNA of Osmia lignaria (orchard mason bee), 2070 nucleotides long. RefSeq lists its product as uncharacterized. The record is from RefSeq and is a predicted model, not a curated record. Gene Ontology annotation, molecular function: nucleic acid binding; RNA-DNA hybrid ribonuclease activity. NCBI's taxonomy places the organism in Eukaryota, Metazoa, Arthropoda, Insecta, Hymenoptera, Megachilidae.
CGCUCAAGAAACCGCGAUCGUUAGCGUUCCCACCGAGCUCUCGGAACUCGAUAGCGAAAACCCUUCGCUAACAUUUUUGUUCGCUAGCAACAGGCUCGUCCAACGCCCAUCUCCGGAGAAUCACGUACCUAACGCUCGAUAUCAGCGCGUUCAUCAGCUCUUCGCCACCCCGGAAGAACAUUAGAAGAAGACGUGCUCGGCCGACAGGAACCACGAGUAUAUAGCCGAGGUCUGAUCAGCCAGACCCAUAAUUAGACCAGCUCUAGGGGUGCAUCCGUGUCCCGUGCAGAACCACUACGACCCGCAUCUGCUUCCAAGGUCGAGUCGAAGCCACGCGCCGCGUAUUUAGCGUUAUACCAAUUGGCGACAGUCAACAAACUCGAGACCGUGUGUAUGUGUUUUAAAUGUAGUAGUCAAGAGCAAGCGAGAAAUCAUCGAACCACUGAAGACAGCGUCCGGUAUAUAAGAAAAAUAAAGUAAAAUGUAUUAUUAUACGCACAUAUACAUAUAUAUAUAGUUUCUUAAGCUCAUAUCCUAUCCCGUAUCCUACCCGCAAGGUUAGGUCAAGGUGUGCUUCAGCGCUUUAACCGGCAGCACCCACAACGCAAAUUAGAUAAAGAAAACGCUUCGUAAGCGGGGACGUAACAUCAGCAUCGCCCUAUGGAUUUACAAAACCAUCCUGCUACCGCGGCUAACUUAUGCCGCGAUAAUAUGGUGGCCUAACAUUAAAAAAGCAGAAACAAGAAGCCUACUCAAAAGCCUCCAGAGAAGUUACCUGAGAGCUAUUGUAGGGUCCAUGAAAACCACACCAAUAGCCGCAUUGCAAGUGACUCUAGGGUAUGCUCUCCUUGAGCACGUUAUAAUUAGCGUUGCCAAACUCACAGCGUAUAGACUGCACUGCCUGGGGAAAUGGAAGAGCUUCAGAACGGGACACACGGCACUGGAACUCUUACACAACCCCCCAUUCAGGCUUGUGCAGGAUAAAAUCCCCAGGACGUACCAACUACAAAGGACCUUCAAGGUCCACAUACCAACUAGGGACGACUGGAAGAAACCAGGAUUCCCUAGUAACCUGAGCACUAACAUCUGGUAUACGGAUGGCUCAGGAAACAACAACCGCUUUGGGGCAGGUUUCUGUGGCCUGAAGAUGGAACACAGAACCAGUCUCUCUAUGGGGGCGUUGGUCAUGGUCUUCCAGGCCGAGGUCCUAGCGACCUCAGAAUGCGCGAAACUACAGACCUCUUUAGGAGUUAAGUAUAAAAAGAUCUGCAUCUGUUCAGAUAGCACAGCAGCAAUAAAUGCCCUUGCAAAGACCAGUACGGAAUCUGUCUGGGAAGGCAUGCAGGCACUAGCACAACUGAGUAGGUUGAACAAAAUCACCUUCAUAUGGACCCUUGGACACCAAGGUGUACAGGGCAAUGAGAUAGCUGACGGUCUGGCAAAACUGGGCACCCUUUUGUCCUAGGGAAAAAACUCAUCAAAGAGGACCUGGAGAGGCAGCACCUGACCUCCUGGAGGGAAGUAACGGGCUGCCGCCAGGCAAAACUCCUGAUACAACAACCAUCAGCCAGCAGAACAAAGGAACUCCUAGCUAUGAAUAAAACAAAGAUAAAGGCCUGCAUAGGGCUCCUUACAGGCCACAUGACCCUACGGGCUCAUUUACACAAUCUCGAUCUGACCGAGCAAAUAAAUUAAUAAAUAAAUCUCCGGCUAUGCGGAGAGGAAAAGCAGGACAGCAUACAAAUGCCGAUGUCCUGCUCUAGCUCAGAAAAGAUACAAAUCCAUGAGCAAAAUGUUCUUAUGUCCCAGUGAUUAAGAGAAGGUUAAGAUGAGCAGCCUCUACGGCCUGGUGGCUGACGCCGGGCUAGGUCUCAUCCAAUAACUAACCCAAUAAACCAGCGGAAUGUCGCAAAAAAACUUUUAGAUCUAGGUGACUCUAGGGGUUUUAUUUCCCCACCCGAAUUCUACUACUACUACUACUACGUGACAAUUUUUAAGAAAACCUCUUGCUGCAUUAACAAAAUACGCUAAAAAGUAUGAAAUAAUUUCUACUUCAUUUAUACCAAUACC